AUGGCGGGCGGCGAGGAGAACGCGGCAGAAGGCAGCCCCGGGGAGCCGCUUCCCCCUCCUGAGGAGCCGCCGCAGCCCCUCGCUGAGGGGUUCCUCGAGGAGCAGCCCCGGCCCGGGGGCGAGGACGAGCAGGAGGAGGAGGGCGAGGAGGAAGAGUCGGAGCGCUCAGAGGAUCACUUGCAGGGGGUGUUGGAUGAAGACACCGCUGCUGAGGGGCUGCACACCUUCGGCCGCUCCGCCCCUGGGACUGAGUAUGUUUAUCUUCACCUGUCACUGCCAGGUCGUGGGCUGAGUGACAUCAGCAUUCUCUCUGGAUACACUCACCUGCAGAAAAUGGAGCUUUCCUCCAAUAAAAUUAAUGAUCUUUCCUGUGUCAGUCACAUGCCUUAUUUAGUAGAGCUGAAUGCUUCCAAAAACGAACUGACCACAUAUUUCAAUUUUAAAGCACCUAAAAACCUCAGGGAAGUAGAUUUUUCACACAAUCAAAUCCCAAAAAUGAAAGAUUUAUCAGAAUACCACUCACUUACCAAGCUCCUGCUGGAUUUUAAUGAGAUUGAGGAGAUCCGGGGGCUGGAGGAGUGUCACAGCCUGACCCAGCUGGGGCUGUCCCACAACAGGCUCACUGCCAUCCGGGGCCUGCACCAUCUGCCCAUCAGGGUCCUCAAUCUGAGCUUUAACCAGAUUGAGAAGGUGAAUGGGCUGAAGAACUUGAAAAACCUGCAGAGGGUGAAUCUGUCCAACAAUAAAAUAAACAGCCUGCAGGGCUUGGAGGAGCACGACCUGCUGGAGGUGAUCAAUCUGGAGGACAACCAGGUGGCUGAGCUGAGCGAGCUGAAAUGGAUUGAGGAUCUGCCUCUCCUCAGGGAUUUAAAUCUUCUAAAAAACCCUCUACAGGAACAAGGCAGUUAUUGGCUCUCAGCGAUUUUCAUGUUGCUCCAAGUCACAGAACUGGAUCUCAAAAAGGUCUCAGUGGAAGAAAAGGUGGCUGCUGUGAACAAAGAGGCGCCUCCUGCAGAGGUCGUGGCUGCUGACGAUCACAGGACUCAGCUUCUGUACCACUCUAUGCAGCCCCAGAGAGUCCUCAACAGCACUUUGCCCACCCUGGAUGAUCCCUACCCCAUGCUGGUGCUGGUGGGCCCGGUGGCCGGGGGCAGGAGGCAACUUUCGCUCAAAAUCUGCAGACAAUUCAAGACUUUCUUCAGAUUUGGGCCCUGCCACACCACCAGGAAAGCUUAUUUUGGGGAAGAAAACAGGAUGGAUUAUCAUUUCAUUUGUGAAGAGGAAUUUGACAAAAUGGUGAAAGCAGGGAGAUUUCUGGCAACCUACAAAUACAGCGGGCAGCGCUACGGCCUGGCGAGAGGCACGCUGGAAUCCAUAGCCAAGGAGGGGCUGGCCACCUGUGUCCACAUGGAAGUCGAGGGCGUCCGUAGCUUGAAGCACACGCACUUCAGACCCAGGUGCAUCCUGCUGGUCAAGGACAAAGAGAAAUACGGGGAGCACCUGAGGAGGACGGGCUUGUUCACCAGGCCGGAGAUUGAGGAGGCAGUGGGCAGGGUGGACAUGUACCUGCAGAUCAACCAGGACCGCCCUGGCUUCUUCGAUGCAGUCAUCAACACGGAUGAGCUGGAGGAGGCGCUCACAGAGCUGACUCUGAUUGUCAAGGUCUGCCUGGGCAUGGAGCCUCCCGACGUUCUGGAGAACUUGGAAGGCUUCUGGAGCAGGGCAGGUUCCAGGAAUCAGCUCAUCCCAGAGGAAAAGGCGGCUCCGUGCUACGGUGACCUCCUGCACGUUUCCACCAAGAGCUAUCCCAGAGACCUCCUGGAAAUGCUGACUGCAACCCCCGGCUCGGUGGAAGAAGCCUCUCUCCGCAGACGUUUCUCUGCCGCUCGUCAGGUGCUUCUGUCCCACAGGGCCAUGAACCCUGAGUGCGAGGCGCCGCUGCAGCAGCUGCCCCGGCCGGUGCCACCGCUGUCCUCGGGGGCCAACAGGGCCACCGCGGGGAGCAGCUUCAUGGAGCUGGGGCUGGCCUGGAGACAAGUUUUCGUCCCUCCUGAGACGGUCCUGCCCGGGCUGGAGCAGCUGCUGUGGCCGAAGCUGCCGCUGCCCCAGAGGCACCUGUCCUCCCCUGGGCUGGGCAUGCUCUGGAACGAGCUGCCCGAGAGCCCCGAGCCAGCAGAGCAGGAGGAGCCCGCCGGGUGCCCGCUGAGGAAAUGCAGCCGCGCCAGCUCCGGCUGCUCCCCCGGGCCCCGCUGCCCCUCCAGACGCCUCCUGCCUCCGAUCCUGCCCCGAUGGAGGAGCAGCAACCCCUGA
Camarhynchus parvulus is the source of this 2310-nucleotide messenger RNA. It is a transcript of the gene LRGUK, whose product is annotated as leucine rich repeats and guanylate kinase domain containing. Gene Ontology annotation, cellular component: cytosol. NCBI's taxonomy places the organism in Eukaryota, Metazoa, Chordata, Aves, Passeriformes, Thraupidae. The record is from RefSeq and is a predicted model, not a curated record. Gene Ontology annotation, molecular function: protein binding; GMP kinase activity.